CUUCCUUAUCGCCAUGUUGCGAAUCGCGCCUCAUGGUCUCCGGUCUGUUGUGCUGCUGAGGCGAGGUGCUAGGCCAUUAUCAGAAGAAGCAGUUGCUGAGAUUAGAGAAGGUUGCGUUUUUGUUGACUCGGUUUUUCCAAUACAACUUAGCAGACUUGAUAUUCGACGUUAUAUUGGUUUUCUUAGGGAGGAAAGUACUAUCCAAUCACUACGUGACUGUUUUUCUUCAGUAAAGAUCCACGGCUUUCGCAUCACGUCCUUAGAGCCAUAUCCCAAGGACGGCGGUGUCUUCGUCCGCUUCUCUUAUAAGGCUGGUAGUUCCGAAAGUGCCCUUGAGACUAUAGAGCAGGAGCUUAAGCGCAAAGUACAUGAUCGUGGCGGUCUUCCGUCUUGGCUUGGAUUGGGCUCAGGCGACGUUUGGCUUGUAAAAGGGAUACCAUGGAACGAGGACAUGUACCACUUCGCCUCCCCGAUAGUAAAAGUCGCGUUUGAAGGACCAGAUAUUCAUCAGGAAUCUCUAUACAAGCUUCUGCGUCCCUAUGGUCGCAUUAAAGGCAUGACGGAUCCUAUUCCUGUACCUGCUGGCUCCGUCCGUUUUUCUACUGUCUCCUUUCAAAAGAUUCGCUCCGCCGCAAUUGCGCGUAAUGUCAUACACGGCUUUGAAAUGUCUUCAGGCAACACAGUCACCAGGUUAAGCACAAAAUAUGACUAUCCCAUCCGUGUACAUGCCGUUCGGGACUGGCUAUCAAGUCACCCAAGAAUUGUGUUGCCUAUUGUAGUAUUUCUGUUAGGCACAUUGACGUAUACCAUUUUUGAUCCCUUGCGCUCACUCAUGAUACAAGGAAAAUUGGAAGAUUGGUUUGAUAUCCGAGAGUUCAAAAUCUAUCAAUGGCUAAGAAAAAAUACACUCGAUCGACUAUAUUCUGCUUCGCAGGUCUCUCCUUUCACAGCAAAUGAUGGGUGGAAGGAGAGGAAAGAAGCUGAAACAGCUGUUCGAACAUAUCUGGCGGAUUUACCAACGACCAUCACAUUUGUUCAUGGCCCCCAAGGUAGCGGAAAAUCGACCAUGCUCCAGACGGUUCUGAAUGAUACUGACCGGAAAUCGAUUACUAUCGACUGUGGACUUCUACUUCAAUCUAGUUCUGAUACCUUGUUAGUCAGAGGAUUGGCCGAACAAACAGGCUAUUGGCCGUUCUUCUCCUUCCUUAAUUCUGUGAACCAUUUGUUAGACCUGGCAAGUAUGGGUCUCAUCGGUCAAAAAGCCGGAUUAAGUACGUCUUUGGUGGACCAGCUAAAGUCAAUUCUGGACGUGACCGAGGAUGCGCUCAAAAACGCCGGUUCGUCGCAUCGACGCGCUCUUCACAAACAGAUACGCCACGCGGAAAAGGAAAGAUCCAAGGCUGCAGACAAUGAGAUGGCUGUACUGCAGAAAAAGCAAGGCCUUGGGCGUGAUAGCUUGGAUGACAUUGAAGGAAGUGGGGUUAAGAGCGAGUUCGAUACGGAAGAUAAGCUAUUUGGAGUUGAUGCUCGUUUGACGAACACCAAUUCCGAGACAUUAGCCGAAGAAAAAGUGGUCAAGAAGCGAAUACCGCAAAGUGAAAUGGUAGAAUCAUUACCUAUUGUGAUCAUCAAACACUUCGAGAGAAGUCGAGGGUCGGGCCGCGAUGAGUUGCUCGAUGUUCUCGCUGAAUGGGCUGCUAAGCUUUCGGAACAUCAGAUUGCACAUGUCAUAGUCGUCAGCGACAAUAGAGAGAAUAUGAAAAAUCUUACCAAAGGCAUGGUCACAUUCGGACUGACCCUUCCUUCAAAGCCGCUCAAUGUGAUAGCUCUCGAUGACGCAGAUACAGCCAGCGCUUUGGCUUUUGUAAAACAGAAAUUAAAGGAUGCUGACAUUGACUUACAGUUUUCGCCCGGACAGGCGUCAUACCUGGAGAGACUAGGUGGACGAGCGAGCGAUUUGGAAACUCUCAUACAUAAAGUCCGAAAUGGUCAGCAAGUCGAAGAGGCCGUGGAAGACAUCAUCAAUCGGGGCGUUAGUGAAAUCCAGAAGAAUGCCUUUGGGGACGAUGAAGACGAUGCAAACCGUCUACCUUGGACCAGAGAACAAGCGUGGAUGGUUGUGAAAAAGCUUGCGUAUCAGCCUGAGAUUUCGUAUUCCGAGAUUCUCUUGGAUUUCCCUUUCAAAGGCGAUGAGGCGCCUCUGCGGAAUAUGGAGCAUGCUGAACUCAUUUCGAUUGGAACGCACUUGGGUCGCCCGUCUACCAUCAAGCCCGGUAAACCUAUCUUCAAAUGGGUAUUCCAACGCCUAGAAAGGGACGCGAUCUUCCAGGCGACUCAGGAUCUGGCAUUCAACGAGAAAGUCAUCGUCAGCGCCGAAACCAGCAUUAAAGCAUACGAACAAGAGCUCACGACACUCAAAGACAUGGGGGCAGAUACAAGUUUGUGGUCCAAUCUUGGUUCAUCAUCCGUACUUUCGCGGCGAGCGAAAUAUAUUUUGAAUAAGGCUAAGGUGGCACAGACUAAAGUAGAGACGCUGGAGAGGCAGAAUUUACUGUUAAAGAAGACGCUAACACAGCGUACAUGACACCAUUUGAAUAAUAAAUUACUACUCUUUGCAUAGAAACACGGAUUUACAGCAACACGCAGAAAUUAUUCCG
Messenger RNA from Guyanagaster necrorhizus, 2657 nucleotides. Its product is annotated as exonuclease. Bases 14 to 2584 code for a protein of 856 amino acids. The record is from RefSeq and is a predicted model, not a curated record. Lineage: Eukaryota; Fungi; Basidiomycota; Agaricomycetes; Agaricales; Physalacriaceae. The transcript is spliced from 15 exons. Gene Ontology annotation, cellular component: mitochondrial inner membrane.